AUGAUGAAAACCAGCCUGGUCCUCUGGGUAAAUUUAAAGGAAGUAUUAUACACAGGAAACCAGAUUCAGCAGGCUCAUUUCCUCAUACUGUGACUGUGUGACGCUUGAUGGCCUCCCUACUCAGUCUCAGACAACGGUACCAUGCUCCUUCUCAUUUCUUUAGAAUAACGAAAUACAAAUCUGACUCAGAGGUGUUCUCACUGUUUUCAAACAAUCUUUGCUGUGCAUUUGGUAUUGUAUAUUGCUGUUUUCACUGUGUUAAAGACACGCUUAUCAUUGAUGUGUUGGCACAUUGUGUGUUUAUCUGUCUCUUGUUUUUUUUGCAGGUCUGAACGCACUUCUGGGAAAUGGCUCAAAAUUGCCUCAAGUGUUUGAAAUACACCAUGUGUGUGGUUAACCUCUUGGUCUUUGUACGUAUCCCAAACAUCCAUCUGUUACCUUCUACUCUUACUUCCCUCAAUGAGAUAAAAACCCAUGUUCAAUAUUUCAGUGUCCAUUUAUCACAAUGUAUGGUGUCCAUUUUAGGACAACCUCCUCCUGAUAAGAUUGUGCUAAUAUGGACACCAUUAUGAUGUUAUAUGACUCCAUAUGUAUGUUGAAUCAAUGCUGUUGUGUUUGGUUGUUGUCAGAUGUGUGGAACGGUAGGGUUUGGUUUUGGAGUGUUCCUGAUGAUGAACUCUAAGGUGUCGUCUCUCAUCCCGUCCCUGUCCUCCCUGAACCUUGCCAACAUGUUCUUCAUCACUGGCAUCAUCAUGACCUGUGUGUCCUUCCUGGGGUUCCUGGGGGCCAUGAAAGAGAACCGCUGCCUCCUCAUCACUGUAGGGCUCACAUGGAACACAUAUUUUACAUUAUUUCAUAUUUUUCAGAGACAUUGGUCUCAUCCCACUGGGCACAGACGUCAAUUCAACGUCUAGUUUUGAUUUACAUUUGGUUGAGUUGUCUAACGUGAAUUCAACGUGAAAUCAUCCAACAAUUUCACCCUGUCAUUGGAUUUAGGUUAAAAGUCGGGUGAAAAAAUGAUGACAUUCCCUUACGUUGAUGACUUGUUGCAAAUCCAUUCAGUUUUCCACAUUGAUUCAACGUCAUCACAUUGAAUUUUUGGGUUGAAAUUAUGUGGAAACAACAUUGAUUCAACAAACACUUGUACUUUCUUGGUUUUCAGUUUUUCAUCCUUCUGUUCAUUCUGAUGUUGGUGGAGUUGACUACAGCCGUUCUACUGCUGUUAUAUGAGAGCAAGGUAAGAUAUAGCAGAUGGGCCGUGGGAUGUCGGGAGGAGGUUUGAGUGGGGUGACAGAAAAUGAAGUGAAGAAGAGAACUUUAAUACAUUACUAAUUUACAUGAGGAAAAUCAGGGACUGAGAGAGGGCCAUGGUUGUGAGGCAAGGCUCAGUCCCGUGCGGCUCAGUUGGUAGAUCAUGGCACUUGUAACGCCAGGGUUGUGGGUUCGAUUCCCACGGGGGACCAGUACGAAUGAAAAUGUAUGCACUCACUAAUGUAAGUUCCUCUGGAUAAGAGCGUCUGCUAAAUGACUGAAAUAUAAAUGUCAAAAUGUCAAAACAUUAUAGAAGAUAAUCAGGUAGCGUUUUAUGAGAUGUUCAGACUGCCAAGUAAUUUGUGUGUGUGCUUAGAUUGACAGCUUCCUAAAGAGGGAUCUCACAGACAGUCUGGAGAAGUCCCGGGAAUCAGCUAAAGGUGGGAAUUCAACGAUGACCAUGGACGACUGGGACAUCAUACAGACCAUGGUAAGUGUGUGUGUGAAAUAUAUGUAAGAAACAUCUAAACUGUGUCCCAAAUGGUACCCUAUUUCCUAUAUAGUGCCUUACUUUUGACCAGGUCCUAUAGGGAGACACAGACUUCAAAAUUAAACAUGUAGACUCUCUUUAGCCCUCCCAGGCAUGUGAACAAAAGUGAGUGGAAAUGUGAUGUAAUUUCAUGUGUUGAUAACAUUGCUUUUGUCAUGUUUAAUUCUAUUACAUACAUGUAGUUCCAGUGCUGUGGGGUCCAAAACUCAAGUGACUGGAAGGAUAAAGUGCCUGCGUCCUGCUGCUCCAAGACCAAAUGUGACAAUCAGACGGUAUACUGGAAAGAGAUAUGGCACCAGGCUUGGGGUCAAUUCAGGAAGUACACUGAAAUUCCAAUUCCAAUUCCCUUCAAUGCUUUUCAAUGAGGAACAUUUUGAAUUGGAAUUAGAAUUUGUUUUACUUUCUGAACUGACUGGAAUUGAAAUGGAAUGGUAUCACAUAAAAAAUAUCCUUUCAUGUGGGUAACAAGUGAACUGAACUAUAAAACUAUAUAAAAAACAUAGCUGUCACUCAGCAAUGUUUUCGCUUCUUCAUCUCAGGGUUGUUACAUUAAACUGAAGGCCUGGUUUGAGAAUAACUUCCUAGCAACUGGGGUUGCUGUGAUUGUGCUCUGCAUCGUUGAGGUAUGAUCAUCUUCCCAUACUUGUUAAUACAGGGUGUCAGUGACAGGUUUAUCAAUCAGCAUUCACAUGACAAACAUGACUUAUUCCUGACCAGUAGAGUCUGUCAACUCUAUGUAUCAAUCAUCUUGCAUAGCUUCUAAGAAAUAUGUAUUGUGUCCCAAAUGGCACCCUAUUUCCUAUAUAAUGCAGUGGGCACUAAUUUCGACCAGAAAAGCCUGUGCACUAUGUAUGGCCAUUUGGGAGGCUGUUGCAUGAGUUUUUAAACAUGUAUUAGAUGGACAUGAAAACUCCACCAGAACACCAUGUAGGCUAACACAUCCAUUUUGUUUCUUCUUUGUUGGUAGGUCCUGGGCAUGUGUUUUUCCGUGACUCUGUCCUGCCACAUAAGCCAGUCUGGACUCAGCUACAAAUGAUGAAAACAAUGUUUAGUUUUUUGUUUGUUUUCUGUAAUAUAAUCCCCUCUCGGCAGACACUUUUAACAUUUUAGUCAUUUAGCAG
This is a messenger RNA of Coregonus sp. 'balchen', 2922 nucleotides long. The record is from the annotation of a GenBank genome assembly. Lineage: Eukaryota; Metazoa; Chordata; Actinopteri; Salmoniformes; Salmonidae.